AUGACCAGUUCUUGUCUAAUUUAUGGUUCACUUAUAAUUUUUUAUGUUCCCUUCUGUCAUCUGUUCAUUGUGUUCCGUUGUAGCUGUUCAUAUAAGUAGAAGUGUUCUAAAACUCAGACAGCAAAACCAAAUGGUUAAGUUUCCGCAAUUUUUCUUUGGCAGUCUUCAUUUUUGUUCAGCUUGAUCUUGAUUUUGUUAUUUUCACUCAAAACAUGAUGGUUUUGGAUAGAGGGAACUCUCUGCUUUUCUUUUUAAUUGUGAUUUUACUGCAGAUUAGAAGUGCUGUUGGCCUUAAUUCAACAGCUGGAGAUCAUGAAGUUAGGAAGCGAAGAAGAGAAAAGGGAUUGUUGCAAAUGGAGAGGAGUUCAGGUAGCAGAGCAACAGGACACAUAAUUGAGCUUAUUCUUCAGGAUUGCUCUUUAAGAAUUAAGAGGUGGACAUCUUCUCAGUCAGUUAGGGAACCUCACAAGUCUGCAACUCCUUGAUCUUAGACAUAAUUACUUCAACAGUAUCGAAAAUCUUGAGAGGCUUUCCCAAUCUUGAGUGGCUUUCCCAAUCUUGAGUGGCUUUCCCAUCUUUCUUCUUUGAAAUACCUUGAUAUGAGUACAAUCAACCUUCGUAAGGUUA
Molecule: messenger RNA, 627 nt
Organism: Rubroshorea leprosula
Lineage: Eukaryota; Viridiplantae; Streptophyta; Magnoliopsida; Malvales; Dipterocarpaceae
Source: the annotation of a GenBank genome assembly